UGGUUUGUUGGUUUCACCAAUAAUGGAACUUCUCCAUCAUUCUUGUCUGUUCCCAAGAAAAUCUUGAAAACGAGAAGAAGAAGAAGAUGACUCUCUCUAAAGAGAAUCACUGAAACCUCUGCUCUUUCUUUCUUUUUUUCUCGGAUCGAGAGAGAUGAUAACGAAUCCACGUCUCUUGUUCUACUCUUGCAUUGCAAAAGGAACAGUGAUUCUCGCCGAGUUCUCUUCCAAGGAUGAGCCAGAGAUCGAAUCUAUAGCUUUGCGAUGCAUCGAGAGCGUGCCUCCCCAUCACUCAAUGAUCUCUCACACUGUCCGAAAGAGGACAUACGCUUUGAUCAUAGACCGUCCGUUUACCUAUCUCGCCAUUUUAGACGAGGCCGUGACGAAAACAGAGUCUCUCUGGCUCUUCACUCGGUUGAAAUCAGCCGUGGAGGCUCUGGUUUCAGACGGAUCUGCGUUGAACAACAACCCGACAAAGCACUGUCUCCAGUCGAAGCUCGAUCCUGUUUUCGCUGAGAUCGCUACUGGUGGUGGUAAUAACAACAACAAGGAUCUGGAACCGGAGUUAGGCUUGGUUGGAUCACCGAGGGAGAUCAAGAAUCCGAGUCUUGAUUCAUCGAAAGAACAACGCUCGUUGAAGCCGCUUCUUGCAAAGCCAUUGAUGGUGUUGAAGAAGAACAAGAAGAGGUUGCAGACGGAGGCUAAGAUGGAUGUGGGAGGAGGAGGAGGGGGUGUGAUUAGUAGCAGGGGGUUACCAAGAAACGGAUUGAUUCAUGAUCAUCAUCAUAGACAAAAGGCCAAGCAGAUCUGGAAGAAACAUGUUUGGGUUGUCUUGAUGUUCGAUGUCUGUAUCUGUGUUGUUCUGUUUGGAAUCUGGCUUUGGGUAUGUCAAGGGUUUCAAUGCAUCCAAGGGUAGAAGAUACUUUUCACUCACUAACUCACUCACUCUUCGUCAACAUCAAAUCCAUCAUUGCAAAAACAGAGCUUCUUCUUUUAUGCUGUUGUUACUAAGUUAUGGUUGAAGUGAAUUUUCUUUCUUUUUCUUUUAAAUCCAAGGUGUUGUUUCCAGGGUUAAAUGCUGGCUUUACACCUUCGUGAUGAUGUUUACUAUUAUGUGUUUUUUUGAAGUUUUUCCUUCAUGAUGCAAAAGAAAAACAGUGUUUGUAAAAAGUAAUGUAUCUUUCGUUAUCUUGGA
Messenger RNA from Raphanus sativus (radish), 1195 nucleotides. Its product is annotated as phytolongin Phyl2.1. The transcript has a single exon. The record is from RefSeq and is a predicted model, not a curated record. The coding region runs from base 155 to 916 and encodes 253 amino acids. Gene Ontology annotation, cellular component: membrane. NCBI's taxonomy places the organism in Eukaryota, Viridiplantae, Streptophyta, Magnoliopsida, Brassicales, Brassicaceae.